UGUUGAUCACUCGCACGGACAAUUUUACCGCCUAUGAAGCAGGAAUUAGGCCUAAUAAACAGUCUUCAACUACGUUUCUUGUGCCCCGCUGAUGUCAACGAAGUGAAAGGUCUAUGCUGCAAAUGGUUCCCUAUCGAUUACCCAGAUACCUGGUAUAAUGAUAUCACUUCAAGUCCAAGAUUUUAUUCCUUGGCCGCUGUUUUAAAUGGUAGGAUUAUAGGCAUUUUGAUUGCUGAAGUCAAAAGUAUUUCCAAAUGUAAUCCCGAGGACAGUGGUAUAUUAGGUGGACGAUAUUUAAAAGACACAAGGGUUGCAUAUGUGUUGAGUUUGGGGGUUGUGAAGGAGUACAGGAAAAAUGGAAUUGCAUCUCUUUUAUUGAACAAUCUGUUUGGUUUGCUGACAACAGAAGAAUAUUUCAACUGUAAGGCAGUGUACCUUCAUGUUCUUACAACAAACUAUGUGGCUUUGGGUUUUUAUGAACGUCACAAGUUUCGUUUGUUUCGCUACAUGCCAUGUUAUUAUGCAAUCAAAGGAAGACAGAAAAAUGGCUAUUUAUAUGUCCUUUAUAUUAAUGGUGGAAAACCACCAUGGACAUUCUCAGAUGUCUUACAAUAUGGUUUAAGUUUCAUCUGCAGAAUUCAGCCAUGCAGAUUGCCUUUUAUACUCGCAAACAAGUUGUGGUUGAGUUUUAUGAGAUUGGGAUUUGACGUCCAGAGAAGAUUUAAUUUGUAUCCAUUACAAAAUGAACAGAAACCUGAUAGCGAGUCUUUGCAAUAUAAAAAUAGGACAGAAAUGCUUCCAUAUUAAGACUAUUGUAUAUAUACUAUUUCUGUAACACACCACCACAUUAAAGAAUAGAAAGGAAGUUGGUAUUACAAUUUACAAAUUAUAUUCACAGGGACUCUGGACAAAAAAGGUGCUGCUUCGAGUAUUGAUCUAGCAUGCAAUGAUGGAUAGAAUUUAAAUCAUACCAG
Dendronephthya gigantea is the source of this 974-nucleotide messenger RNA. Its product is annotated as N-alpha-acetyltransferase 60-like. The coding region runs from base 34 to 807 and encodes 257 amino acids. Gene Ontology annotation, cellular component: Golgi membrane. NCBI's taxonomy places the organism in Eukaryota, Metazoa, Cnidaria, Anthozoa, Malacalcyonacea, Nephtheidae. Gene Ontology annotation, molecular function: protein-N-terminal amino-acid acetyltransferase activity; histone acetyltransferase activity. The transcript is spliced from 5 exons. The record is from RefSeq and is a predicted model, not a curated record. Gene Ontology annotation, biological process: N-terminal peptidyl-methionine acetylation.